Molecule: messenger RNA, 2235 nt
Organism: Chrysoperla carnea
Lineage: Eukaryota; Metazoa; Arthropoda; Insecta; Neuroptera; Chrysopidae
Product: transcription factor Sox-8-like
Exons: 4
Coding region: 268-1737 (489 amino acids)
Biological process (GO): regulation of transcription by RNA polymerase II
Cellular component (GO): nucleus
Molecular function (GO): DNA-binding transcription factor activity, RNA polymerase II-specific; RNA polymerase II cis-regulatory region sequence-specific DNA binding
Source: RefSeq, a predicted model, not a curated record
UUUAUUAUCGCGUCAAAAAACACGUUUUUGUUGUUCAGUGACGUAUACGCGCAAAAUUUCUUUCUAUAAUCGAAAACAAUCGCUUGUAUUGUUAUCGAAAUAUUACUCAAAGAGAACCACUGUUUUCGCAUACACAUAUAGGAAUUUGGAGCACGCGUUAACAGGUGUUUUUUUUUACAACUAUAUGCGCGCAAAUCAGACCAGACAGUGAAUUUAUUUUAUGAAUGAAAUUGUUUUGAAAAUUUUUGUGUAUGUUUUGAUUAAAAAAUGUUGAUUAAUAAUUCAACGGUGAAUACGUUAACGCCUGGCGUGGCGAAAUUAACAGUUUGUGCUGUUACAACGUCUAGCUGUUCGACGACCAGUUCAACGAAUGUGGCAGCUGUUGCACCUAUGCCGAAUUUAUCUGUACCAACAAGUGUUGUACAAAUUUCGGAACGUAGAAAAUUGGCAAGUGGUGUUAAUGAAACCCAAACAUCGACGUCAUCGACCAAAACUGUUAAGAAGAAAAUUAAUGAUGCUGUUAGUAAGGUUUUACAAGAUUUUGAUUGGAGUAAAUUUCCUACGGCUACCAAAACACAACCCGAUAAAAAACAGCAACAUGUUAAACGACCAAUGAAUGCAUUUAUGGUAUGGGCACAAGCUGCACGGCGGCAAUUAUCUGGACGAAAUCCAAAAAUACAUAAUGCGGAAUUAAGUCGAAAACUUGGUGAAAUGUGGAAAAAAUUAACAGACGAAGAAAAACAACCGUUUAAAGAAGAAGCUGAACGUUUACGACAAAUUCAUAAAAUUGAUCAUCCACAUUAUAAAUAUCAACCCAGACGAAAAAAAUCCCGAGAUAAAUCACGGACACCUGUUAAACGAAAUACGGGUGGAUUUCAUUUAAAAGAAUCUCAACUUCGUAAACAACAACAGAACUUAAACUACAGUCGGCCAAUGAAACUCGAAGAUUCCUUAAGUGGCGGAGAUCCAUCAUGUUUAUCGCCAACGACGAGCAACCCAAAAACACCAAAUUCACAAUGUACUCCACCGCCCUCGAUAACACCCCCCGAAGCACAUACGAUUAACACCCCCUUACAAAAUGGUUACAUGCAUCAUGAAACGCAUCAUCGAAUACAUUCAGAUUCAUCAACUAUCGACUUUAGUCGAAUUGAAGAACUAGAUCCAUCGGGUAUUAUGCCAGAAGAUGGUAUCGAUAACACUGAGCUAGAUCAAUAUUUACCCCCAGGUGGAAACGGAGGUCGAAAUACACCGGGAAAUCCUAUGGUUUCAUAUAAUUAUCCCACCUAUCAACAUCAUCAGUAUAUCAAGUAUUCGGAUAGCUCAACGGAAAUCGAUGUUGUCGAAUCGAAUAAUAACCACUACCAUAAAAGUAAACAUCAGUAUUCCACAAUCCAGGAGAGUCCUGAUUCUUCAGCCUAUUACGGUGAAGAUUCGAUGUUAUCAACAAGAUAUCAUGAACUUCAACCAACAAUGGCGUCCGUUAUAAAGAGUGAACGAUUUACGCCACAAACAUCUCCAUAUACUACAACAAAUCCAGCUGGAAUUGGAACAAAUUCAGCUUAUUCAAGUACACCAAGCUAUUUCCAAACAUGUCAGUUUCCAUUAAAUUCACCAUACCCGACAACAGCGUACAUACAAUCACGUGCAUUAAUUAAUUCGAAUGUUUCGCCAAAUUGUACGGGGGUUAAUGUGACACCAACGAAUCCAAAUGAAAAUAUGGUUUGGACCAAUUAUUAAUUUAAAUUGAAAACAAAGAAUUAUUUUUAAAAUCUGAUUGUUGUAAGCAAAUCGUAUCGUUUAUAGACUGUUUUAUGUUGAAUCCAAGCAUACACCAAUUUGCUACAAUCUCAAUCUUAAAGCAUUCUAACGAGGUGAACCAAUUUAAUAUCUUGGAAAAUAUUUUUUUUACAUUUUAGAAGCCACGAAUCAGUAUUGACUUUUAAAAAUGAUGAUCAAAAUUAUUAUCAAUUAAAUAUUCCCAUCCGAACGUGUCGGGUUUUCUGAGUUGUCGGAACUGUUUUCUGAACUGCAUCCGGUAUAUCUCUGAUAAAGUUUAUAAGUUGUGUAGUUGUUUGUUUUAAGAUUAAAUAAUGAUCUGAUCGAAUCGAAAUGAAUAUAGCAAAUCAUAUCGUAAAUUGGUCGCUUUAGAACAGUACAUAGAAGUAACGAUAGGCUUUCAACCCCAACAUUAAUAAUUUAAACUGCCAGAAAUGAAUGGUAUAAGCUAAAUUAUUG